AUGUCGGAUUGGAAUAAACAUCAUGGUGUAGGAGCUACACUCCUUGAAAACUGGGUCGAGGAGCGCUCAGUUGGAGAUACUAUUAUUAAAGAACGGUCUGAUAUUUGUCAGCUGAGUCGAAAUGGACACAAGGAUCUUCUUACUCACUCAACCGACACACCACAAGAACCUAUGCAAACAACAAGCAGGGCCUCUUACAAACUAGUUUCUCGCAGUGAUUUGGCUUCUCAGACUGUAGGAAAACGGCGACAGCUUAUGGAAGCCGAAAUGCUCAAGAUCGCCAUAUCAGGGCAAAAAUCGCAACCACAGAUAAACGAAUCAAAGCAAUGGGAGUCGACUACCAUGCAUGAUUUCUGUCAUUCAGACGUGUAUCCACCACUUGUAAAAUUAGGAUCGAAACUCCCAGAUCAGAGUCAGAGUGACAAGUAUGCCAAGCCAAUUACUUUUUGGAGCGAUUACGCAGCAAAAGGAUCUGGCACAGCGGUUUGCUCAACACCUGCAAAAUAUCUGCAUAAACAAGGAUACAGUCAAGAGCCCAACAAUAACGAAGUGGUUGGACAUAGAGCUGGACAGAUUCAUGAGAUGCAAGCUUCAGAUGUGCCAAUUAGGUUUGGCAAGCAUCCCACAUUCAGCUGCCCUAUUCACGAAAACAGAUUUGAAAAAGAAUAA
This is a messenger RNA of Batrachochytrium dendrobatidis JAM81, 669 nucleotides long. RefSeq lists its product as uncharacterized. The coding region runs from base 1 to 669 and encodes 222 amino acids. Gene Ontology annotation, cellular component: cytoplasm; nucleus. The transcript is spliced from 5 exons. Lineage: Eukaryota; Fungi; Chytridiomycota; Chytridiomycetes; Rhizophydiales. Gene Ontology annotation, molecular function: microtubule binding. The record is from RefSeq and is a predicted model, not a curated record. Gene Ontology annotation, biological process: positive regulation of transcription by RNA polymerase II.